This is a messenger RNA of Aspergillus puulaauensis, 351 nucleotides long. RefSeq lists its product as uncharacterized. The coding region runs from base 1 to 351 and encodes 116 amino acids. Lineage: Eukaryota; Fungi; Ascomycota; Eurotiomycetes; Eurotiales; Aspergillaceae. The transcript is spliced from 2 exons. The record is from RefSeq and is a predicted model, not a curated record.
AUGAGCCAACCCGGUGGAUGCGGGCAAGCCAGCCAAGAAGCAAAAGAUAUCAUGAAGUCCCUUCGAAAAGAUCCAACCGGAAUGGGAUUCACCCACCUCGCCACCGACGGCGUGCUGCGCGCCCUCGACGGGGACCGGAAUGUUGUUGACUAUAGGAGAUUGAGCCCCGAGGAAAUAAAGCUCGCUUUUGAGAUAUACCCUCCCGCGUUUCGCGCACAGCUCGAGGACAAGUUUAUUGGGGUUGAUGGGCGCAAUGUUACGGAUGCGCAGUGCCUUCACCCGGAUGCGAGCCUUCUGCCGCCGGAGACGGACUCGGAGGGCCAGAACGUGUCGCGUGCCGAUGAUGCUUAG